AUGGUCGUCCCCCAGGCUCUCCGCGUCCUCCGCCUCCAGCCCGGCCGCAAGUACUGCACUGUCGGCCGUCUCAGCCACGAGGUUGGCUGGAAGUACCAGGAUGUCGUUGCCAGGCUCGAGGACCGACGAAAGGCCAAGGCGGCGGCCUACUACGAGCGCAAGAAGCUCGCCCAAAAACAGCUCACCGAGGCGAAGAAGGGUGCCAAGGUGGAUGCCAAGACGGUGAAGGCUCUCGAGGCUUUCGGCCACUAA
Molecule: messenger RNA, 252 nt
Organism: Parascedosporium putredinis
Lineage: Eukaryota; Fungi; Ascomycota; Sordariomycetes; Microascales; Microascaceae
Source: the annotation of a GenBank genome assembly